Polyodon spathula (Mississippi paddlefish) is the source of this 8167-nucleotide messenger RNA. RefSeq names its product disheveled-associated activator of morphogenesis 2-like. Gene Ontology annotation, biological process: actin cytoskeleton organization; regulation of non-canonical Wnt signaling pathway; negative regulation of oligodendrocyte differentiation. The record is from RefSeq and is a predicted model, not a curated record. Gene Ontology annotation, molecular function: small GTPase binding; actin binding. NCBI's taxonomy places the organism in Eukaryota, Metazoa, Chordata, Actinopteri, Acipenseriformes, Polyodontidae.
UGAGAGAGAGAGAGAGAGUUGGAGCUGUGCUGGGAGACUGAAGCACUCAGCAGUUGAACACUGCACAGAGAGAGUUGGAGCUGUGGGAGCCUAAAGCACUCAGCAGUUGAGCACUGCACAGAGAGGAGCACGCAGAAUACACAGCUCCGGAUUACUGCAGGACUGUCCAAAGUGGAAUCCAGUACUGCGGAUACAGUAUCAUUUGUGCCACUGCUGGUGUUUAUAGGACUGAAUUCAGAAAAAGGUAGCGGGGGGUUCAGGAAGAAAGAAGCAAUUCCUCAAGACGUCUGGUUUUAAGAUCAUGCCCUCUAGAUAACAGGCGCGGCAGUGAGGAUGCCCCCCCGGAAGCGGACGCGCCCCACUCUGGGGUUCCUGUGCUGCUUCGGCAGGAGUGAGCACCCUGAGAUCAACCUGAAGGACACAGUGCCCCUGCAGUUCCUUGAGUUCAGCGUGCCCAUGCCGCCCGCCGAGGAGCUGCAUGCCCGCUUCUCAGAACUCGUGGAUGAGUUGGAUCUCACUGAUAAGAACCGGGAGGCGAUGUUUGCCCUGCCGGAUGAGAAGAAAUGGCAGAUCUACUGCAGCAAGAAGAAGGAGCAGGAGGACCCCAAUAAACUGGCCACAAGCUGGCCAGACUAUUACAUAGACCGUAUCAACUCAAUGGCUGCUAUGCAAACUCUUUUUGCCUUUGAUGAAGAGGAGAUGGAGACGCGGAACAAAGUGGUGGAGGAUCUGAAAACAGCCCUGCGGACUCAGCCAAUGAGGUUUGUGACACGCUUCAUCGAGCUGGACGGGCUCACCUGCCUGCUCAACUUCCUGAAGAGCAUGGACUACCAGACGUCGGAGAGCCGCAUUCACACCUCGCUCAUCGGCUGCAUCAAGGCUCUGAUGAACAACUCGCAGGGGCGCUCCCACGUCCUGGCACACCCCGAGAGCAUCAACAUCAUCUCCCAGAGCCUGCGGCAGGACAACAUCAAGACCAAGGUGGCCGUGCUGGAGAUCCUGGGCGCUGUCUGCCUGGUGCCGGGCGGGCACAAGAAGGUCCUGCUGGCCAUGUGCCACUACCAAAAUUACAGCGCUGAGAGGACACGCUUCCAGACGUUAUUGAAUGAACUGGACAGAAGCACAGGGCGCUACAGGGAUGAAGUGAACCUGAAAACAGCAAUCAUGUCCUUCAUCAAUGCAGUUUUGAAUGCGGGUGCAGGGGAGGACAACUUGGAUUUCCGCCUGCACAUAAGAUACGAGUUCCUGAUUUUAGGAAUCCAGCCGGUAAUCGACAAGUUGAGAGGGCACGAGAAUGCAACCCUCGACAGGCACUUAGACUUCUUUGAAAUGGUUCGAAAUGAGGAUGACUUGGAGUUUGCCAAGCGCUUUGAUAUGGUGCACAUUGACACCAAGAGUGCCACACAGAUGUUUGAGGUGAUGAAAAAGAAGCUGACCCACUCAGAAGCCUACCCCUACCUUCUUUCGAUCCUUCAGCACUGUCUUCAGAUGCCAUAUAAGCGCAGUGCAGGCACCCUGCAGCACUGGCAGCUCCUCGACCGCAUCCUGCAGCAGAUUGUCCUGCAGGACGACAAGGGCGAGGACCCUGACGUGGCGCCCCUCGACAACUUCAACGUGAAGAACAUCAUCCGCAUGUUAGUUAAUGAGAAUGAAGUGAAGCAAUGGAGAGACCAAGCAGAAACAUUUAGAAAAGAACAUGCAGAGCUGCUGGCCCGUCUGGAGAAGAAGGAGCGGGAGUGCGAAACCAAGACGCAGGAGAAGGACGACAUGAUGAAGACCCUCAACAAGAUGAAGGACAAGCUGCAGAAGGAGUCUGUGGAGCUGAGGCAUGCCCGAGAGCAGGUGGUGGACCUGGCAUCCAGAAUCAACGAGCUAGCGGUGAGAGCUGUGGCCUACUACCCUCCUAAGGGGGGAGGGGGCGGGGGGUACGGAAAGAGGCCUUUCUCCUGUCGGGGGCCCCCUCCCCCUCCCCCUCCCGGGGGACCACCCCCUCCCCCAGGGGCUCCUCCCUUCUUCUGCACUGGGGUCCCCGGACCCCUGGCCUUCAACAACACCACCAGCCUCAGGAAGAAGUGCAUCCCCCAGCCAUCACACCCCCUCAAGUCCUUCAACUGGUCCAAGCUAGGAGAGAACAAGAUCAAUGGAACUAUCUGGAACGAGAUCGAUGACAUGCAGGUCUUCAAGGUUCUAGAUCUCGAGGACUUUGAGAAAAUGUUCUCAGCGUAUCAGAGGCAACAGGACCUGCUCACUAACCCCUCCUUCAGACAGCAAAAGGAGAUGGGCUCCAUGGAUGAGCUCUACCUGACCACCCGGAAGGUCAAGGAGCUGUCCAUCAUCGACGGACGCCGUGCCCAGAACUGCGUCAUCCUGCUCUCCAAACUGAAGCUCUCCAACGAGGAGAUCAGAAGAGCCAUCUUAGAAAUGGAUGAGCGGGAGGACCUUGCCAAAGACAUGCUGGAACAGCUGCUUAAGUUUGUUCCUGAGAAGAGCGACAUCGACCUCCUGGAAGAGCACAGGCAUGAGAUUGAGCGCAUGGCCAGAGCUGACCGCUUCCUCUUUGAGAUGAGCAGGAUUGACCAUUACCAGCAGAGGCUACAGGCCCUGUUCUUCAAGAAGAAGUUUGCUGAGCGUCUCGCUGAAGCCAAGCCCAAGGUGGAAGCAAUCCUGACCGCAUCACGGGAGGUAAUUUGCAGUAAGAGGCUGAAGCAAGUCUUGGAGGUGGUGCUUGCAUUUGGAAACUUCAUGAACAAGGGCCAGAGAGGCAACGCCUUUGGCUUCAAGAUCUACAGCCUUAACAAAAUCGCUGACACCAAGUCCAGUAUUGACAGGAAUAUCACCAUGUUGCACUAUUUGAUAAUGAUCUUUGAAAAGAGUUACCCUGAUAUCCUAAAUAUACAGCAAGACCUGCAAAGGCUACCAGAAGCUGCUAAAGUCAACCUGGCUGAACUGGAGAAGGAGGUUUACCACAUUAAGAGUGGUCUGAAGGCUCUUGAAGUGGAGCUGGAGUACCAGAAGAGCAGCAUUCCGGAGCGAGGUGACAAGUUUGUGCCGGUGGUGAGCAACUUCAUCACAGUGGCCAGUUUCAGCUUCUCUGAGCUGGAGGAUCAGCUGGCCGAGGCCAAGGACAAGUUCUCCAAGGCACUGCAGCACUUUGGGGAGGAUGAGGGCCGCAUGCAGCCGGACGAGUUCUUUGGGAUCUUUGACACAUUCCUGCAGUCAUUCAGCGACGCUCAGCAAGACCUGGAGAACAUGAGACGCAAGAAAGAGGAGGAGGAGCGGCGCGCACGCAUGGAGGCCAUGCUGAAGGAGCAGCGUGAGAAGGAGCGGAGGCUGAAGAAGACCAAGGCAGGCAGCAUCUCGGAGGAGAGUGGCGAGUUCGAUGACCUGGUGUCAGCACUGCGCUCGGGGGAGGUGUUCGACAAGGACCUGUCCAAACUGAAACGCAACCGCAAGAGAUCAGGGAGCCAGCUAGUGGAGAGCAGCAGCCGGGAGCGCACCAUCACCAAGGUCAAUUACUGACCAGUGAGUGAAAAGCUUCCACGCUUUCAAUUAAUAUACACAGAUAUAUUAAUUGCAGGAGUAAACACAGGGCCACUUAAGGUAGAUUUUAACAUGCUUUCCUAACGACUGUGGCCAGCCAAGCUGCCUUUUCACGGCCAGCCUGGAAUGUAAAAGAGAUUGGGAUCACUUUUCCAAGUGCCUCUGCUCCACAAGUUGCCAAGUGGAUGGACUUUUGUGGGAAAAAAUGAAACUGCCAUUAAAGGUGCAAAGACUAAUCGGAUUGAGGACGCACAGGGUCAUGGUUUUCAAAAAGUGUGACUUCAUACUGGCUCCACCCAAUGCCAAAGCAAAAAAAAAACACAUCCUUUAUAUAGUUAUACAGAGAGUUGUGAAGAUUUCACAGUCCUGUUUAUUUGUUCUUCUUUUUUUGUCAUCACUACCCAAUUUUGUGUUUUUAGAGGCUUGUGACUUGUUUUCUGCUGAAAAACAUAGUAUUUUCUCCUUUCAAGGCAAUUUCCUGGAAAGUUCUAAUUUGUUUGGCACUGGGGGAAUCAUCCAGAUACAGAAUUGUAAAUCACUCAGUCCUGUCUGCCAUUCACCACACUGCUGAGAAAAAAAAAAUGCUACAUGUUGUGAGUGUGAGAACUUUGAAGGCAGGAAUAGAAUGUAAGAUCCGUCCAUUGACAGUACCGUAUUAAUCCAGCACUUCACUACAUUGCAUUGCUAGUUUUACUAGCUUUCUAGAAACCAAAAUUAUGUAUAGGUAAAUGAUAAAAUAGUUUAGCACUUGACUAGCAGUGUUCCUCUGGUACUACUCUGCUGGUUGUUACAGCUGAUUAAAGGUAACCUAGUAGAAAUAUUUUACACUACUUGUAUUCGGUAUUCGGCAGACUCCUCUCGGUACUUUUUCUUAAGGCCUCAUAUAUAGCAUUACCAUGAACAAUGACUUUCCACCACUGAAGAACCCCUCUGCAAGAACUUCUUGAGAUGUGCUUAGGAAACCUGCUUUUAGUCAACUGUUAAUGAUCAUUAACAAAGCAGUGGUGGGGUUGGGGUGGGGUUUACAAGUGGUUUGCUAGUACUGGUUAAAUCCAGUACAGGCAGACACCAUGUUGUUGUUACAUAAGUAAUGCAGUCUUGUAUAUGGCACAAAGGAGGUAAACACAGUUCAGUUAUUAUUUUUGUUGUUAUUUGUUAAAAUAAGUUAUUUAAAGCACAUAACCAAAAGAACUAAUUGUGAUACGUCUAACCACCUUUCAUUGAAUCCUCCAGCAAACUAUUUGCAAGUCUUUUGCACAGUUUGCCUUUCUAUAGCACAGGAGUCUCCUCUUGCAGUGAGUAGGCCGCAAGGGAACUCAAAAGUAAUUUGCAACAAUCACUAGAUACAGUUCCUUUUCUGAAAAUUACUAUUAGGAGAUCAGACCUGCUUGUCCUGGAAAGGAAAGAGGGAGCGAAACAGAUCAGAGAUUUCAGAAGAUACAGUCAUCUCCUAUUCUGUUGCUGUGUUGCAGUACAAGGUUAAGAAAUACUGGGUUCAGAGUUUGUGCACGGUCAUUGUGGGACAGUCCGAUUUGUCAGCGCAUAAAAGGAAGGACCUCUGUCACCCACUAAAUACAAUGAAAUGGUCACAGUAAAAUGUAUUUCCUGUAGAUGCUCUGAAUAUUCUGCCACUGGGUAUUGCAUUGAAUUUAAGAGGAUGUAAAUAGGUAGGUCCGCAACUUUUUACGCUCCUCUCAGGUUGUUUUUGAUACCCAUAGAUUCUGAAGUGUUAAGCCCCCUGACAAAAUGUAGAUACAAGCGAUAUAGCAAUAGCUAAUGGAUUUUUCUCUCUUUUGUCAAUCAUGGUGGAGUUAAAGUUUGACCUUUUAUCAAGUGUUUUGGAUCCUUUUUGCUUUUAAACCAAAGGCAGCACUCUGAAGAAACUGCUGCCCCAAAAAGAGGCUCCCUUCCGACAACUUACUGCAGCACAGAAUUGCCCUUUAGAGCAUGGAAAAGGUAUAAUCGCUGGCUGAUACUGGGUGCUACCUGGUGGUAUAAAGGGAAGAGAAAAUAGUGCACAUAAUUAGUUUGUACCAGUUAGCUUUGUCAUAAAGACUGUUUAAUCAUAAUGGUUUUCCUUUCCCUGGCAAUUUAACAUAUAUAAGCAUUUUAUAAGGAUAAUUCUAGAUGAUUGCUUGAGUUACGUUUUUAAAUCCGCAAGAAAACAUGCUAUCAAAUUUUGUAUCAUAAUAUUUGUCAAAUACAACAAGUCAUUCCUACAACUCCUCCUUAUAUAUAUAUAUAUAUAUAUAAAGACAAUGUAUUUUUCCUACAUUGUACACCUCCUCAAGUUCAUCACCUGCUGGCAGAUUGCCUUUCAGAUGCCAAAUCAGUGAAAUAAAUAAGGUUUCUUAUAGUGUUUGCGAAGUUACUAAGGGCCAUAAAUUGGCUAGCAACCAAGCAUGUGUGAUUCAGAAUUGAUUUCAGUCUGGCCCCUGAGGAAGCCCUUAUAUUGGCUGUCUUGCUAUUGACAUGAUCUAUGUCUUUCUUGAGAGCUAACAGACACCUCAGUGCUAUAUGGAUGCUGCAGCAGAUAUUAAAAAAUACAAAAUGCACAAAAUAUUUCAGCAUUGGCUCUCUCCCCCUACCCCAACGGCCCCCAAGUCAAUCACUCAGUGAGAAUGGGCUAACUCCUAAUAAGUGAGCCAGUAUAACCAAUGUGCUUAUGGAAGUGCUAUGACUAAAAUCAUUUCAGAAUCAUACCUGAUAUUCUAACUUUAAAAAAAAGUUAUGUUAUUAAACAUGUUUUUACUGAAGUACCAUUUUGUUUUUGUAAUAAUAAUAAUGAAUGUUUGAAGAGUUUCAUGACAGAUUAGCAGGUCUAUCCUAUCCUAACAUUUCUGUGAGGGUAUAUACUGCAAUAACCCUACAGCCUACAUCUUUUCAGUGGCUUCUAUACAGUAAUUAUAGGGUCUUCCAAAUAUACAGGUUCCUUCGGUUCCUUCCAUGGAAACUGUUCAUGCCAAUGAAGAGAAGAAGCAAGUGCAAUAAUUAGUUUCACUUUAGUUUUGCAAUAAAAUCAGUUGCACUAAAGCAAAUGUGUCCCUUGGGCUCCUGGUGAAUUAGACUAUCUGUAAGGGUUCACCCAAGGAGAUGCUCCCUGCUUGCUUGCCAUGGCACUAGAAGUACUGGCUCUUGCUGUGCAUAGAGAUCCAUGCCUUUCCUGUAAUAAGCUAGUUGUGUUGCUGCACACAGCAGAUGGUUUCACAAUGAUCUCAGGAUAGAGUUGUGAUUUGCUGAAGGUGAAGGUCGCUAGUGUUUCAGAUUGUUUAUUUUUACUGACUUUCUUAGGGGAACAGAACACAUCUUUGAUAUAUUAUUUAUAAUACAUGUUUUCUGGAUCUUAUUAUCAAUACAAGCAAGUUCUCAGUUGACAAUCAUAAUCCAAGAGGAUUGGGGACCCAAAUCCUGAUCCCUCUCUUACGCUUUAAAUAUGUCUGCUGUUGGUUUCUAAAGAUCACCUUCGCUCUCCUGAAAUCAUUGUCUCCUAACUCAUCCCAGGGUCUACAUGGCACUAGAAUCCCCCAAAAUGUCCCAGCCUUCCUGUUCAGAUCAGGUCCGUUAGCUUUCAUGAUAGUCUGCAGGCCUGCUUAUAUAUCUUCCCUCCUUCACAGUUUUUACUUGAAGCUGCUGGUCUUGCUGAAGAAAGUCUAACAUUCCCUUGGAUUGUUCUCUGUCUGCUGUGCACAUGUUGCUUUAAGCUUCACCCAUUCAGACGAUAGACCAGGUGUUUCAGGAAAUACUUUGAUUACUCCAAUAUUAUUAUUAUUAUUAUUAUUAUUAUUAUUAGUAGUAGUAUUAUUAUGUAUUGUUUAACCCUCAAGUGCCUAUUUCCUUUAAUACCUGUACCUUAUUGUUCUGUUGCUUUUUUGGUGAACCUUUUUAAACGGGCAGUUUUAAAGGGGUGCAACUGUUUUAUAAAGCGGGUACCUUGUUAUAUUUAAUCCAGAACACACCAAUGCCAAUGUAUACACUGGUUCAUGGUACAGUGUUAGAUGAAGGCUCCUUGCAAGGAUCUGUUGGACUCUAUUUUAAUGACUGAUCCCAAUACCACUGUUCUUUAACUCAAAAUCAGUCCAGCUAUGGUGUUCCCUCUAGGGUGAUUCAUAGAAUCACUUAUUAGUAUUACUUCGUACAAUAAAGUAAAAUGAGGUUCAGGGUUAUAAAUUGUAAGACGGCAGUAUUAAGGUGUGAGACUGCUCAGACUAUAAAAACCAAAGACCUGAAGUUUUACUUAUCAAAGCAUCAACCCCCCCCCCCAGCUGCAUUCUAAUAGCUAAUCGGAGUAUGAACCUGUCAAUUACAAGAAGAGAAUGUCUCCAAAACAGAGGUUUCUCAAUUGUGUUCAUCACUGACCAAUACAGAUGGCAGAUUCCUGUCAGAUUCCUGUUUUUCUCAGUCAGGAGAAAAACAGUGGGUUUAUAAGACAGGUGUGGAAGUAAAGCAUGGACUAAAGCAUCAAAGCAUUAAACAAAAUGCAGAUUGGUAAUCAUUCAUCAUGAGCGUCUGAUCUUGCUAGAAGGGGAGAUGCUGUUUGAGAUCUCUUUGUUUUUGACAAUCUCUCUUACGGUUAGGAUCGGCAUGUCUCUUUCCAGGUACACGUGUUGUGUGUUUCUAUGGGCUUAAC